AUGGAUGCUUUGGAAGAUGAAGUCAGUCGUCUGAAACAAGUUUCUUCCACACAAUCUCCGCUGCUGGUAGUGGGUUGCGACGUGACCGACCCCCAAGAGGUGCAGCAGUUGAUCCAAGCCGCGGAUCACUUCGCAUCGGAACAUUCCGAACCUGAGAAAAAGGCAACGCUACUGGUGAAUUGUGCUGGAAUCCUCCGCGAUAACUGGGUCUCCAAGCUUACCCUUGAAGAUUGGGAUGAUGUUUUGAAUGUAAAUCUGAAAGGGACCUUCUUGACCUGUCAAGCCUUUCUCGACCAAAACCGAAUCACGGAGAAUGGGAACUCUGAUGAUAUCUCUGUCGUGAACAUUGGAUCCAUCGUUUCCGAAGCUGGAAACAUGGGUCAAGCGAACUAUGCUGCGAGUAAGGGAGGGGUCUUAGGACUAACUCGAUCGUUGGCCAAAGAAGUUGCGCCAUUGAACGCUCGAGUCAAUGCAGUAGUUCCAGGAUUCAUUGAGACUCCCAUGACGAAUGCCAUCCCAGAUCAUAUGAAAUCCAGAAUGUUACCAAGGAUACCACUGAAAAGAUUCGGGCAACCCACCGAAGUCGCCGAUGCCGUAACGUAUUUGCUUUCACCUCGAAGUUCUUACAUCACAGGGCAAUCACUACAAGUGUGUGGAAUGGCUUCCUUGUAA
Messenger RNA from Cylindrotheca closterium, 672 nucleotides. The record is from the annotation of a GenBank genome assembly. NCBI's taxonomy places the organism in Eukaryota, Bacillariophyta, Bacillariophyceae, Bacillariales, Bacillariaceae.